GUGAAUGUUGUUAAUGAUGCCUGACUGAGUUUGUUAUACCACUGAGGUAAACACAUUAUAGCGUAUAAUAUUAAUUAGAGUGAACUAAGCUGGAAUUACUUCAUGAAAUGUCAUGGAUAAUUUUACUAAUGUUACUUUAUUAACUCUUGAAGGCUAUGUAGAGCUGGAAAAGUACAGAUAUGUCUAUUUUGUAAUUUCUCUUGCAGUGUAUUUGUUGAUUAUUUGUUGUAAUUCUGUUAUAGUUUCAAUAAUAUACUCAAACAAGUGUCUGCAUGAGCCGAUGUACAUAUUCAUCGCUGCUUUACUCUGUAAUGCUCUUUGUGGAACGUCUGGUUUUUAUCCUAAACUACUUAUUGAUUUACUGUCUGAAAGACCAGCUAUUUCAUAUGAAGGCUGUAUUUUUCAGGCCUUCUGGCUUUACACUUACGCUGCUGCAGAGUUUACACUGUUAUCAGCUAUGGCCUAUGAUAGAUAUGUUUCUAUAUGUAAACCUUUACAAUACGCCUCUCUUAUAAAAAUGUCUACAGUUAGAAAACUCUUAUUUAUCUGCUGGUUUUGGCCUUCCUGUCAAAAUAGCAUAACAGUAAUUUUAAUACACAGACUUCAGCUGUGUAAGUAUAGAAUGAUGAGAAUUUACUGUAGUAAUUAUGCAAUUGUUAAAUUAAGCUGUGGAGAUAUAACUGCAAAUAAUUUAUUCGGGCUGUUUAAUCUAACUGUUAUGGUGUUCCCACCAGUUAUCUUCGUAAUCUACUCCUAUAUUAGAAUACUUGACGUCUGUUUGAAGAAUUCAAAGGAUUUUAGAAGGAAAGCUCUACAGACCUGCUUCCCUCAUCUUACCAUAUUUAUCAUUUUUACUGUAACCGCCUGUUUUGAGGUGAUUAACAGCAGAUUAGAAGGAAAUGUUCCUCAUUUAUUCGCUAUGAUCAUGUCUGUUGAAAAUCUGGUUAUUCCUCCUCUGCUUAAUCCUGUUAUUUAUGGACUGAAAAUGCAGGAGAUUUUCAACAGAAUUAAGAAGAUGCUUCAGAAACGGAAGACGCACAUUUUUACAGAUUGAGGUUUUAGACUUUUUUGUAACAUUUUACAUAAAAGUCUAAAAAACUCACACAUAAAAAUGCAUUGUUAGAUGGACAACUGAUGUAUCAACUAAUGAUACAUGAUAAUUGACACUAGUAAAGAGAUAUUAUUAAAAAUUACUACAUUUUAUUGCUUGACAUGUGAGUAAAAACAUAUAUAUUUAAAGGGGAAAGGAUUAAUUCAAUUCUUAACUAGUGUCAAUUAUGAUGUCAAUGAUUAAUUGAAACAUUAUUAAAUAAGAUCCAUU
Messenger RNA from Astyanax mexicanus (Mexican tetra), 1321 nucleotides. RefSeq names its product olfactory receptor 142-like. Gene Ontology annotation, cellular component: membrane. The record is from RefSeq and is a predicted model, not a curated record. Gene Ontology annotation, molecular function: olfactory receptor activity; G protein-coupled receptor activity. Gene Ontology annotation, biological process: G protein-coupled receptor signaling pathway. The coding region runs from base 113 to 1054 and encodes 313 amino acids. Lineage: Eukaryota; Metazoa; Chordata; Actinopteri; Characiformes; Acestrorhamphidae. The transcript has a single exon.